This is a messenger RNA of Wickerhamiella sorbophila, 2298 nucleotides long. Its product is annotated as 5-methyltetrahydropteroyltriglutamate--homocysteine methyltransferase. Gene Ontology annotation, molecular function: zinc ion binding; 5-methyltetrahydropteroyltriglutamate-homocysteine S-methyltransferase activity. The coding region runs from base 1 to 2298 and encodes 765 amino acids. NCBI's taxonomy places the organism in Eukaryota, Fungi, Ascomycota, Dipodascomycetes, Dipodascales, Trichomonascaceae. The transcript has a single exon. The record is from RefSeq and is a predicted model, not a curated record.
AUGGUUUUGUCUAGUGUUUUGGGGUUCCCCCGUAUUGGUGCUAAGCGUGAGCUCAAGAAGGCUACUGAGUCUUACUGGGCUGGCAAGAGCUCUGUUGAGGACCUGCUCAAGGUCGGCAAGGAGCUGCGCGCUCACAACUGGAAGCUCCAGAAGGAUGCCGGUGUUGACUUGAUUGCCUCCAACGAUUUUUCCUACUACGACCAGAUUUUGGACGCUUCUCUUCUUUUCAACGUCAUCCCUGAGCGUUACCAGAAGUACAGCCUGCCCCAGAUUGAUACUCUUUUCGCUAUGGGCCGUGGUUUGCAGCGCCCUGCCACUGAUAGCACUCCUGCUGUCGAUGUGCCUGCUUUGGAGAUGGUCAAGUGGUUCGAUUCUAACUACCACUACGUCCGUCCCACUUUCUCUCACUCCACCACAUUCAAGCUCAACGGCCAGAAGCCUGUCGAUGAGUACCUCGAGGCUAAGGAGCUCGGCAUUGAGACCCGCCCCGUUUUGAUUGGUCCCGUCUCUUACCUUGUUCUUGGCAAGGCUGACAAGGACUCUUUGGACCUUGAGCCCAUCUCUCUCCUUGAGAAGCUCUUGCCCGUUUACGCUGAGGUUCUCCAGAAGCUUCUCGACGCUGGCGCCAAGUCUAUCCAGAUUGACGAGCCCGUCCUCGUUUUGGAUCUCGACGAGAAGGUCAAGGCUGCUUUCAAGACUGCCUACUCUGUUCUUGCCGAGAAGGUCCCUGCCGCCAAGUUGAUCCUCGCCACCUACUUUGGCGACGUUCGCCCCAACUUGGAUGCCGUUAAGGGUCUCCCCGUUGCCGGUGUUCACUUUGACUUUGUCCGUGUUCCCGAGCAGCUCGAUGCUGCCGUUGAGGCUCUUUCUGCUGAGCAGAUUUUGUCCGUCGGUAUCAUUGAUGGCCGUAAUAUUUGGAAGGCUGACCUCAACAAGGCUGUCAAGUUUGUUGAGUCUGCUAUUGCCAAGGUUGGCAAGGAGCGCGUGAUUGUUGCUACCUCCAGCUCUUUGCUUCACACUCCCGUCGACUUGGAGAAUGAGACCAAGCUCGAUGCCGAGAUCAAGGACUGGUUCGCUUUCGCCACCCAGAAGCUUUCUGAGGUUGUUAUUGUCACCAAGGCCGUCAACGGCGAGGACGUCAAGGCCGAGCUCGAGGCCAACGCCAAGAGCAUCUCUGCCCGUGCUUCUUCUUCCAUCACCAACGACGCUGCUGUUCAGAAGCGCGUUGCCGAGCUCGGCGAGAAGGACACCAAGCGUGCCUCUGCCUUUGCUGCCCGUCUUGAGGCCCAGAAGUCUUUGAACCUCCCUCUCUUCCCUACCACCACCAUUGGUUCUUUCCCCCAGACCAAGGAGAUCCGUGUUCAGCGCCAGAAAUUGAACAAGGGUGAGAUCACUGCUGAGCAGUACGAGAAGUUCAUUGAGAAGGAGAUCCAGGACGCCAUCAAGUUCCAGGAGGAGGUUGGCCUCGAUGUCUACGUCCACGGUGAGCCUGAGCGUAACGAUAUGGUCCAGUACUUUGGUGAGCAGCUCAAGGGUUUUGCCUUCACUCAGAACGGUUGGGUCCAGUCUUACGGUUCUCGUUACGUCCGUCCUCCCAUCAUCGUGGGUGACGUUUCUCGUCCUUCCCCCAUGACUGUCAAGGAGUCCAAGUACGCCCAGUCUGUCUCGCCCAAGCCUAUGAAGGGUAUGCUUACUGGUCCCGUCACCAUUUUGCGUUGGUCUUUCCCUCGUAACGAUGUUUCUCAGAAGGUCCAGGCCCAGCAGCUUGCCUUUGCUCUCCGUGAUGAGGUCAACGAUCUUGAGGCUGCCGGUGUCACCGUGAUCCAGGUCGAUGAGCCUGCUAUCCGUGAGGGUCUUCCUUUGCGCGAGGGUGAGGAGCGUUCUGCCUACGUUCAGUGGGCUCCUGAGUCGUUCCGCAUUGCCACCUCUGGUGUCAAGGACUCUACUCAGAUCCACUCGCACUUCUGCUACUCCGAUCUCGACCCUGCCCACAUCAAGGCCUUGGAUGCCGAUGUUGUUUCCAUCGAGUUCUCCAAGAAGGACGACUCCAACUACAUCCAGAACUUCUCUGACUACCCCAACCACAUUGGCCUUGGUUUGUUCGACAUCCACUCUCCUCGUGUCCCUCCUCAGUCCGAGUUCGAGAAGCGCAUUGCUGACAUUCUCGCUGUCUACCCCAAGGAGAACCUGUGGAUCAACCCCGACUGUGGUCUCAAGACCCGCCAGUGGGAUGAGUGCCGCAAGCAGCUCACCAACAUGGUCAACGCGGCCAAGGUCUUCCGUGAGAAGUACGCUUAA